Messenger RNA from Brassicogethes aeneus, 1384 nucleotides. The record is from the annotation of a GenBank genome assembly. Lineage: Eukaryota; Metazoa; Arthropoda; Insecta; Coleoptera; Nitidulidae.
CGAAUUAGGACAUCUCACCGAUCAGUAAACGUUACAAGUGUGCAGAAUAUAAUCUUGUUCUAUACUAGUGUCGUAAGCAAUUAAAAUUAAACAUGGAGGUGCCCGAACAGGUGGAAAAUAUACUGAAAACCAUAACGAAAGACGAAAAUAUAGAUGAGUACGACAUUGAUAUACACGCUGGAAAUAAAAAAGGUGAUGGAUUUUUGGGCGAAUUAUUGUUUUUGGAUGUUAUUGAGAAGAAGACCGAUAAAGUAUUAAGUCUAGUUUUUAAAAAAGCUUUCCAGCAGGCGAAUCUUAGGGAUAAGAUGCCUAUUAGACAGACUUUUAUUAAUGAAAUUUAUUUCUACGAGGAUGUUUACCCAGAGUUAAAUAAACUACAAAGUGACGGCAACAUUACUAAUAAAUUUACAAAUAUUGCUAAAUGUUUUUACUCUACAUUGGAACCGUGUAAGGAGUACAUUGUGAUGGAAAACCUUAAAGCAAAAGGGUUUGAGGUGUUCGAUAAAACAAAACUUCUCAGCAUGGAGCACAUUGAACUGAUAUUUAAAACGUAUGGUCGUUUUCAUGGUAUAUCCUUUGCUCUCAGCAAAAAAAAUCCGGAAAAGUUCCAAGAAAUAGAUGAAAAAUGCGUCAACGUGUUUAAUAUUUUUGGAACUGAGGAUCAUUUUAAGACAGCGAUGCUAACAAUGGCCAAAAGUGUCUAUGACAAACUGAUUCCAGGAGAGGACGACAAAUUAAUUAAAUCUCUGGAAAAGUAUUUGGAUAAAGGACACGAUUACUAUUUGGAGGGUAUAAAUUAUAAGGGAAAAUAUAAUACAAUAAAUCAUGGCGAUUGUUGGAGCAACAAUAUGAUGUUUAAGUAUGAUAACGGAACGGUAUCCGAGAUCACUGUCAUCGACUGGCAACUAAUAAAAGUGGGAAGUCCAAUGCACGACUUAGUGUAUUGCCUAUAUACAGGAACUGGAAAAGAAGUUUACAGCCAACUAGACUACAUUCAUAAAAUCUACUACAACAGCCUUACAUCCACACUAAAAGAAUUUAAUUUAGAUGUCGAAGAAAUUUACCCCUUUGAAGCUCUUAAAGAAGACUGGCAGGUCGUUUCAAAAUUUGCUAUGAUGUUCGCCUUCAUGAUUUGCAAAAUAAAGCUGGCAGUCCAAGAAGACAUGUUCGAUUUGACCGAUUUCGACACGAAGGAGCAAAGGGAAAAUCCGAUGUUUAAAAUGAGAGUGGCUGACUCGUACGAUGUCAUGAUGAAGGAUUUGGUUACGCAUAUGUAUGAUAUUGGUGUCUUGUAAAUAUUUUGGUGAAAACAGUAUUACUUAUCUUAAUUUUUAAAUAUUUGUACAUAUUAUUGUUGAAUAAAUAUUAUUUGUAGUAGUUGUUA